AUGGAAGACGAGGACGAUAAUUUUCAAGAAGCGGAAGACCACUUUCAAGCGGAACCAGCCGGAAGAUUCUCAACGAUGAGCGACCUGAAGACUUCACUGAAGAAGCUCGGCGACAGCAACUACGCCGUCUGGAAAUUUCGGAUGGAGUUGGUGCUCAUUCAGGAAGAUUUGUUCGGCGUGGUGAGUGAGGAAAAACCGGAGGAUCCGGAUCCCGUUUGGAAGGCGAAGGACGCGAAGGCACGGGCGUUGAUUGGCCUGUCGGUGGAAGACGGUCAGUUGUGCCACAUCAUCAGAGCCGGUUCGAGCAAGGACAUGUGGGACGGGCUCAAGACGUACCACGAACGGUCUUCGUUAGCAAAAAGCAUGUCAGAGCAUCUCAACGAAGUGACAGUUCUGACAAACCGGCUUACUGCGAUGGGUGAAGAAUUGAAGGAGCAUUGGGUCGUCGCGAUGCUUCUGUCAAGCCUGCCUGAAUCCUACAACAGCUUAAUCACGGCACUGGAGAGCCGCCCAGAAUACGACCUGACCCUGGAGUAUAUCAAGGGGAAGCUGUUGGACGAAUGGAAACGCCGUGUGGAGAAUCAAUCGGAAGAGAAGCAUUAUAAGUAG
This is a messenger RNA of Aedes albopictus (Asian tiger mosquito), 609 nucleotides long. RefSeq lists its product as uncharacterized. NCBI's taxonomy places the organism in Eukaryota, Metazoa, Arthropoda, Insecta, Diptera, Culicidae. The transcript is spliced from 2 exons. The record is from RefSeq and is a predicted model, not a curated record. The coding region runs from base 1 to 609 and encodes 202 amino acids.